Molecule: messenger RNA, 1053 nt
Organism: Sycon ciliatum
Lineage: Eukaryota; Metazoa; Porifera; Calcarea; Leucosolenida; Sycettidae
Exons: 3
Coding region: 260-670 (136 amino acids)
Source: RefSeq, a predicted model, not a curated record
UGGCGCUGCUUCUGCCGUUAGGGUUUACCGGGUGUUAGCGGCCAUCGUGAGUUCCCUUCGGGAACGGACACGAUAAUUUACUUUUUUUCUUUUCCCGAAGGGAACUCACGACGGCCGCUAACACCCGGUAAACCCUAGCAGCAGAUGCUGCUCUCUUUGGCGCGUUUAAAAGCAAGACCUCACGUUCUAUUUACAUCAAUUAUUCGUCAAGCAACUCAAGGACAGAUUCGAGUUAUUGAAACUGAAGAAGACAGUAGAUAUGACUUCUAAGAUGACUAAGAAGCAGCUGGAGGAGGCUUUGAAGAAAUUUCAUUUCGGGCCUGGUCCAUAUGAGGGUGGUGCGUCGCUUACUCCCUCAGAGUGGACGUCGCCGAGCCCUGCAACGCCCGAUGUUCAAUUUCUCUGCAACUUUGUCCGCUCUUUGGUUGAGGAUACCUAUAACCAUGGCAAACCUUUCGGCGAGUUUACUGCAACGAGUUUCAUCGGUCGUCCGGUGAAGAACGGUCAUAUCAUACGUUCAAAGGUGCGGAUUAACACUCUUGCUGAAAUACGUUUGCUUAUCAAGAAAGUCCCGGCUGAAGGGAUGCCGUUCAACGUAGUGUGUGAGGCAUUCUGUGAUGGUAGCCUGCAAGAUGGUCCUGAGACGACACAUGAUGAAUCUGAUUUGUAGUAACGAACAUAAUGUAUACAUGUACGUCUUUACCUCUGAUCAAGGCACAACAUGGUCACAAUAUGCUCGCUUUUGUUAUCGUACACCAAACCUGACUGAGGCAAGCAUCAUAUUACACCAACAAUUCAUAAUGAUUUCCUUUUCCUUACUUCUACAGCAUAUCUGUUGUCUCAAGCCAUUUUACAUCAGAAACCCUCGUAUGGCACUUCCCUACUGUUUACACAAUGCCUGUGAUGAUACAUCUGAUCAUAUUAGCUGUGCUAAACUCACGACCCAGCAGGUGUUGCCUACCCUACACCUUGCCAUGCAUUCCUCCAAUGCUCACUGAUUGUUUAAGACAUGUCAUGUUUUCACUGGUCUAUCAGAAUUGUCUUUCAUCUUUA